Messenger RNA from Hypoxylon fragiforme, 2403 nucleotides. RefSeq lists its product as uncharacterized. Gene Ontology annotation, cellular component: actin filament; cytoplasm. Bases 1 to 2403 code for a protein of 800 amino acids. Gene Ontology annotation, biological process: actin filament polymerization. Gene Ontology annotation, molecular function: microtubule binding; actin binding. The record is from RefSeq and is a predicted model, not a curated record. Lineage: Eukaryota; Fungi; Ascomycota; Sordariomycetes; Xylariales; Hypoxylaceae. The transcript has a single exon.
AUGGCAGAAGCGACUGAGCCCACACACACAGAAGAGUCCGAGCCCGAGCCCACGCACACAGAAGAGGACUACCAGGGCUGGGUUACAAGAGUUGAUGAUAUUGUAGCAUCAAUCCAAAAUAAGUUUGGAAAUUUUGGGGAUAAUGGCUUUGACAGCCUUGGGCAUCAUUUUCUCGCGGCGUAUACAGACAUGAGGGAUGUGCUAGGCGAUAUUUCGAAAGUACUCCACGAGCCAAAUAAUGAAAGAGAACGCGUUCUCUUCAACCGAGCUGUUGCGCUCCUAAGCUCAUUCAACGAUUUUGUGGCGGGCGCCAUAAGCUCGGCCGCCGAUAUCAGAUUGGUAUAUUUUCAGUUGUUGGCCCGCGUGGCCGAAUUUUCUCGACAACCCUUUAUCUCGCUACAUAGUGAUAUUGCACUCCACCUCCAAGAUAUGAUCCUCCAAGUUGGUAAACACAAACCUCCCCUAAGCGAGGUAUGGGAUCCCCUUAAAAAUACCGAUCGAACUAAUCGGCAAAGAUUGCAGCCCAUCUAUAGGGAUUUUCUAGACUAUAGCAAAACCUUCAGAGACAAGUCACCGUUCCUUACAAACGAUGUCGAAGAACAGCGACGGUUUAUCCAACGAUCGCAAGAGUCUGUCAAAGCGGCCCUGAUGCAGCUUCGUAUACCCGAGGCCGCACAGGGAAUACGUUAUCAUUUAUUUGACCCUCACUCUCGUCCCACAUUCAUAGACUACCCCCAUGAUUCGGACGAGUUCCGUUAUGGGCUCGGUCAACGACCAGGGCUACUUGAUCUCAUAGAGAGGCUUGGUGGCCCGAUAAGUGCCGCCGAGAGAGCUAAAAUGGAUGCUGCAUAUAAUUCGCCAAAUCCAGUAGCGCCAUCACCAGUGCAACCACCGCCUCGACCAUCAGCGGAAAAACCAGCGCGACCACCAGAGUCAGAGUCAGAGCAAGAGCGAGGGCCAGAGUCAGAGUCAGAGCCGGAGCAAGAGUCAGAGCAAGAGCAAGAGCAAGAGUCGGAGCAAGAGUCGGAGCAAGAGUCAGAGCAAGAGCAAGAGCAAGAGUCGGAGCUAGAGUCAGGGCAAGAGCAAGAGUCGGAGCAAGAGGAAGAGUCGGAGCCAGAGCAGGAGCAGGAGCAAGAGCAAGAACCAGAAGCCCCUCCAACGUACGAUAUGACAGACAGGCAAGCUUUGGCGGACAUCGAGGACAUCUGCGAUGAAAUGAUAAACGGUGGUCAACCCCGGCCUGAGACUGUGGGACUUAUUACCCCAACCACCCGGAACCGUCGCGACACGUUGAGAAGCUACAAAGAUAGACUCAGCCGCGACCUUAGAGAUGUCCGAAGAACUUUGUUCAAUCCACAGAACACUCCAGCACACCUGACCCCCGAGCAGAAUAGAAGACUGGGAAAUGAACGACGUAGACUGCAGACUAGCAUAAGAGCGGGGUUGGGUUCGGGCAGCAACAGCAUCCUGAAGACGAUCCGAAUCAACGCCGUGCAUCUCAAGCUGCUGACCGCGAUGCUAGUCAUGUCCACGGUACAGAGGGAGCCGCCGGUGCCGUACGCCGACCGGAUGACGGUGAUGAGGCAGCGCAUCGAGGACUGGCACCUGUACGAGCAGGCCUGGCAGUCCGCCGACGAUAAGGCCCGGAGCAGGACCGAGAGCCAACUCUGGCGGUCCAUCAAGACCGCCCGCCACAACCGCCGCAACAACAUGGCCUUUUUUCAAAGCAUAAUCGACGGCCUGGAAAACGCCAUCCCGUACUAUAGGCACCACCCGACGCACCGCCCGCCGCGCGAUAACAUGCUACUCGAGUACUACCCCCCCGUGCCACCCACCCCAACCCCGGGCCCUAAGAUCAUGAAGGACCCCCCUCCCCCUCCCCCUCCCCCUCCCCCUAUAAAGAACCCCCCUCCCCCUGUGAAGGAUCCCCCCCCCCCUCCCACAGGGAAGAAGCGGCCACCGCCCAAGACCACCACGCCCCCUCCCCCCAAACGAAGACGCCCUCCCCCCGACCCCGAACCCGACCCCGACUCCGACCCCUCCCCCACCCCCCCGCGGCCGCCCCCCUCGCCGCUCCCGCGCCUGCUAUCCCUGUACAUGUUCGAGGCGCGGCGGCCGUCGCAGUCGGGGCACCUGUCGGGGCACGGGGCGCGGGCGCAGGCGGCGCGGGACUUACUGUGGCACCGGGCGCAGGCGCUGCCGUCGGCGCGGCAGCAGCUGCGGGCGCUGGAGGAGGCGCAGCGCCGCGACGAGGCGGCCGACGCCGCGCGGGGCCAGGCGCUGCGCGCGGGGGGGCCGGCGCGCCACGAGGAGCUGCCGAGGCGCUCGGCGCUCGACAGGCUCGUGUACAUGGUUAUCCUGACGAUGUGGCGGGUCAGCCAGGGGCAGGGGAUUGUGCCGUAA